AUCAGCAAAAAUAAGGAAGUCACAGCCUCACAGGCUCCAAGUCAGAGAGAAACUGAAGUAGCAUCAGCGAGCAAUCAUGGCGGCCACUAGAGCGAUAACCAUAGCCAGCAACUCUACGUGCACUUUGCUUUCAAAAGCCCCAUUUUUGCAGAGGCAAAAACCCUUUGUUGAUAGCCUUUGCCUCAAGAACCUUAAGCUUCGUUGUCCAUCUCCCAAGAGGUCUUACACCUGCCGGGCUAUCUACAAACCCGAGGUUCAGGUCAAGGAGGAAGGCCAGCCUGAAACAUUAGAUUAUAGAGUUUUCUUCGUUGAUAAAUCUGGGAAGAAGGUUUCUCCCUGGCAUGACAUUCCAUUGCAGUUAGGUACUGAUGUCUUUAACUUCAUUGUUGAAAUACCAAAAGAAUCUAGUGCGAAGAUGGAGGUUGCUACUGACGAGCCAUUCACUCCUAUUAAGCAGGAUACAAAAAAGGGAAAGCUUCGAUAUUAUCCCUAUAACAUAAAUUGGAACUAUGGCUUGCUUCCACAAACAUGGGAAGACCCAUCUCAUGCAAAUUCUGAAGUUGAAGGUGCAUUUGGAGAUAAUGAUCCUGUUGAUGUGGUUGAGAUUGGUGAAAGCCGGAGGAAAAUAGGUGAGGUUCUCAAGGUGAAACCCUUGGCUGCUUUGGCGAUGAUUGAUGAAGGAGAACUUGAUUGGAAAAUAGUUGCAAUUUCAUUGGAUGAUCCAAUGGCUUCCCUUGUGAAUGAUGUUGAUGAUGUUGAGAAGCAUUUUCCAGGCACGCUCACUGCAAUUAGGGACUGGUUCAGAGACUACAAGAUACCUGAUGGAAAACCUGCUAAUAAAUUUGGGCUGGGCAACAAGCCAGCAAAUAAGGCUUAUGCUCUAAAGGUCAUCGCGGAAACCAACGAUUCUUGGAACAAACUUAUCAAGAGAUCCAUUCCUGCAGGUGAGCUAUCACUUGUGUAAGAUGAUGAAUUGGCAUUUGAUGGAGUCGUCAUUGCUGGUGCUGCUACUGCUUUCAUUCUUUGGAACUCUGUUCCCCAUGUUAUGAUUUCACCAACUCUUCUUCUGUUGAACUUUCUGGAUAUAUCUAUCUGUUUUAUUUUAUUAUAUCAGUGCUUUUUUGGUCCUAGUUUUUAGUUCCAUGUAUAUAUAAUCUUAUCCAUGUUUUGUCAUGGAGCGUUGGACAAUUUUUUCCCCAUAUCAUUUUUCAUUCUCUUGGGAUGGAAACUAGAUGGUGCUAAUCUGAAAUUGCUGAUUAAACUUCUUAGC
Messenger RNA from Prosopis cineraria, 1270 nucleotides. Its product is annotated as soluble inorganic pyrophosphatase 6, chloroplastic. Gene Ontology annotation, cellular component: cytoplasm. The coding region runs from base 77 to 964 and encodes 295 amino acids. The record is from RefSeq and is a predicted model, not a curated record. NCBI's taxonomy places the organism in Eukaryota, Viridiplantae, Streptophyta, Magnoliopsida, Fabales, Fabaceae. Gene Ontology annotation, biological process: phosphate-containing compound metabolic process. The transcript has 6 exons. Gene Ontology annotation, molecular function: magnesium ion binding; inorganic diphosphate phosphatase activity.